Molecule: messenger RNA, 1089 nt
Organism: Effrenium voratum
Lineage: Eukaryota; Dinophyceae; Suessiales; Symbiodiniaceae
Source: the annotation of a GenBank genome assembly
AUGGCUCAAAUUGAGGACCUCAAUGACUUCCAGCUCUUCCGCGCCUGUGGUCCCCUCUACCCGGCUUUCGCCAUUGAAAGCCUGACCAGCAUUCUGCUCGGCGUGUUCUUCUGCUAUUUGGCCCUGCGCAUCACAGUGCGCACUGACGUCAACGCGCCAGUCUUGGCCACCUAUCGCUGGGUUGUGGACUCAACCUCGGAGCCCCUCAACUUUUGGUGGAAGGAGAUGAAGACCUGGCCCGAGAUGAACAAGCGGUCAUUGGCAGACCGCAUCAAGCUGUGCCGGCUGCUGAACCUCGCCAUGUGCAUCGCGCAGGCCGCGGCAGCGUUCUUCAGUGUUCUCCGCUGGCUGCACAUCUCCAACGUGAAUGGCCUGCGUUACCUGGGCUACGCCUUUACCUGCGCGUUGAUGCAGGCAGAGCUUGUGGUGCUAAUUGCCCCAUAUGUGCCUUGCUACAAGUUCAACGUGGUGGGCGUCGUCAUCUUCACGCACGUGUGGCUGGUCCUGGGCUGGGUCGGCUCUUUGCAAUCCGGCUUCCUCUUCGAGGACUCUAGCUGGGAAUCGUUUGUGGAGAACUAUGAUUUUGAAGUGCUGAUUGUGACCAACAAGGGCUUGCUCAUUGCCGCGACAGCAGUCGGGCUGUGUGGCUUGAUGCUCGUGCAGAUGCCGUUCCUCUCGCUGAUUUACUUCAUUAAGGGCGGCUGCAAAGCUCACCCAGAUCUUCCGUACUACUACAUGCGGCUCAUGAUGACGGUCUGGUUCACUUGGCCGGCCUUCCCUGCCUGGUGGUUGGUGUCCGCGGAGGGUUUGGGCCUCCUGGCGGAUGCCAAGUCCAACUCUGUGGGCUUCGCCAUCCUCAACUGCAUCUCCAAGGGCUCCUUCACCUACUACAUGCUGAAGACUGGGGCAGACCAUAAGAAGCGUUGGGCCAAGCCGCAGGGCGACGCAAGCAAACCCGUGGAGGCCAACUGGAUGGUGAGAAAUCUCAAGAGCUACGACUCCCAGGGUGUGCUGAAUGUGAAGGCGGAGCACUCUCUUGCCGAAGGCGUGAAGGAUGAGCCGGAGAAUGCGGAGCAAACUUGGGUCUGA